This is a messenger RNA of Solanum lycopersicum (tomato), 1257 nucleotides long. RefSeq lists its product as uncharacterized. The record is from RefSeq and is a predicted model, not a curated record. Lineage: Eukaryota; Viridiplantae; Streptophyta; Magnoliopsida; Solanales; Solanaceae.
AUGGGAAUUGUUCGAGCUGUCAUAGCAUUAGCUGCUGCACAUCAUUGGGAUAUACACCAAAUGGAUGUUUUUAAUGCUUUUUUUCAAGGUGAUUUGAAUGAGGAGGUGUAUAUGGAGUUACCUAUGGGUUUUGUCCAUACCAGUGAGGAGGGGACUAGUCACUAUGAUUAUUCACUGUUCACAAAACAUCAAGGAGAAAGUUUGGUGGUGAUAUUGGUUUAUGUUUAUGAUCUAUUGAUCACAGGUAAUGAUCACAACUUGAUAUUGGAGACCAAGAAAAAUCUCAAGGAAAAUUUCAAAAUCAAGGAUCUAGGAAACUUAAGAUAUUUUUUGGGAAUUGAGUUUGCCAGGAAUGAAACAGGAAUUCUCAUGCAUCAGAGAAAGUAUUCUCUUGAAAUGAUUUCCGAGAUGGGGUUAUCUAGUUCUAAACCUGUUAGAACACCUUUUGAGCUAAAUCAGAAGUUGACUACUACAGAAUUUGAUCUGCAUUUUCCUCCUACAGAUGAGAAUUACAGAUUGCUAAGUGAUCCCAGUGUAUAUCAAAAGUUAGUGGGAAAGCUACUUUAUUUGACGAUAACAAGACCUGACAUUGCAUUUGCAACACAACUUUUGAGUCAAUUUAUGCAUAAUCCAAAAACAUCUCAUAUAAAUGCAGCAACGAGAGUGGUUAAAUAUGUUAAACAUGCACCAGGAUUGGGAAUAUUCAUGUCUGCAGAUUUAGGCAACCAGUUAACUGCAUUUUGUGAUGUAGACUGGACAUCAUGUCCAAACAAUAGGAAAUCUGUAACUGGUUAUAUGAUUACAUAUGGGAACUCUUUGAUCUCAUGGAAGUCCAAGAAGCACAACACCAUCUCAAGAAGUUCAGCUGAGGCUGAGUACAGAAGUCUAGCUUCAACAGUUGCAGAAAUUAUAUGGUUGACUGGGUUGUUUAAAGAGCUGGGAGUACAAGUGAAGUUGCCUGUGCCUAUAUAUAGUGACAGUAAGUCAGCAAUACAGAUUGCUGCUAAUCCAGUUUUUCAUGAGCGAACAAAACACAUUGACAUUGAUUGUCAUUUCAUCAGGGAGAAGGCGCAACAAAGACUCAUUCAACCUAUAUACUUAAACACAACAGAGCAGCCUGCAGAUUUAUUCACUAAGGGUCUUACUUGUGUACAACAUACAUAUCUACUUACCAAGCUGGGAAUGAAGAAUAUUUUUCAUACGCCCAGCUUGAGGGAGGGUGUUAAACAAUUAGUAAAAUGUACAGCUGUCAGUUAG